Molecule: messenger RNA, 473 nt
Organism: Theobroma cacao (cacao)
Lineage: Eukaryota; Viridiplantae; Streptophyta; Magnoliopsida; Malvales; Malvaceae
Source: RefSeq, a predicted model, not a curated record
AAAAAAUUACUCAUAAAACCCUAUCCUUGCUCCCCGCUCCCCUCCCCGAAGACGGCCUAGGUCCCGCUCCGAUUCCGUUAACAGCAGUGGCAUGAAGUUCGCCGUGAAGGCAUGGAGCAACGGAAGAGCACGGGCAGGUGUGCUCCACCUGGGCUGCUGCCCAACCCCCAUCGAGACUCCUUCUCGUCUCCUCUCCACCUGUAAAGGCCUGCCCCUUUUCAUCUCUCCUGACCUUCUCCCUUCCUUCCCUUCCCCUGACUCCCGUCUCCUCCAUGUUAGCCCCCUUCACUUCUUGGAAGGCCUUUCGAUCAAAACAAUAUCAAAAAUCGGAGGGCUUCACCAGCUGCUCGGUUUGCAUGAAUAUGGGUUUGUGGCUGUACCAGGGAUUCCAUUCAAUGCCUUCCGGAAGUUAUAAGGGUAGUUUUAAAAAUUAACAUUAUAUAUCUCGUAAAAUAUUUAUAAAAUAAAUACUG